AAACGCGGAUGGUGGAACAGUUAAGGUUUAGCAUUUCUGUCGACACAAACCAAGUUAGUUGUCCAUUAAAGAAACUAAUAAUAGUAAUAGCAUAUUUACAUUAACACUUAAUUUAAUGUUUGACAACUUAAUAUUUUUGUAUUUUUGCGGCUUAAUGGGGUAAAAAGUUAUUACUUUUACGCUAGCCAGCUGACGUUAGCUUAUAAUAAAAACGUAUUAGCCGGUUAACUUUAGCAACCAUGGACCUGGAUAUUCGUCAGUAUCUAACCAAGGCAAAGGAGCAAGAAGACUGUGGAGCUCUGCAGUCUGCCUACCGUCUAAUCAAGGACAUGACAACGGCUGGAACCAGCAGACGAGCUCCACGCAUCGCCCCAGAGCUGUACGUCGUCUGUGCGGAAGCAGCUUUACAGCUGGGUUGUUUGGAGAUAAGCAUAGCAUGCCUAAAGAUGUACUUUGAAGGGAAUCCACCGCCUAAUCAAUUUUUGUGUCGAGCCUACCUCUGCCAGGGCCAGCUGAAGUCUCCGCCGGCUGCUGGGAGUGUGGCAGACUUUGAAGAGGCUGUGGAGUGUUUUCUUAAAGCAAUUGAAAUUUCAAAGCAUGAACCGGGAUUCCACUUCAUGGUGUUCAAUGCCUCAGUGCUGUAUUUCCAGAUGGUGCGUCCUCUCCUGCAGCCAGGGCGGUGCCUCCACCUGGUUCCCUCCCUCAGGCAGGUGGUCCAAAGUCUGGAGGAGGUGGCAGACCAAGACCACAGCUGGAGGGCUGAACUCCUGAUGCAUCUGAUCAAUUGUCUUGUCGACUCUGGAAAAAUGGAGGAAGCUGCGAGUUUUGCCAAAGUUACAGAAGAGCUCAUCAAGUCACAUUGCCCACAUCUUUAUCCAAGACUCUUUACAUUACUGGUACAACACAGUCUGAUAGAGGAUGACGUUCUCAUUGAAAUGAGCAGGCAGGACACCACCUCAGCAGUCAUUUACAAAAUACAGAAAUUUAAAAACAGGUUGGAAGAAAUGAAUAAGGAUGAGCUGACGAAAGAGGAUUCUGCCAGGCUUGAGGAGAUUUUCCAUCUUCUGGUGGAUUGUACCAAAGCAUCCGUUGCGCCCGUGAACCUUAGCCCUCCACAGAGCCCAAUCCCUGUCCAACCACCUGACAGAGUUGACUUCCUCCUGGAGUUGGCUCUGCUGGCCUUGCAAGCGAAGCAUCAGAAAGUAGCUGCUGACUGUUUGAAGGAGCUGAAGUCGACGAGACAGGCUAGCAAUGGCCAACACAUAAUAAUGGAAUGUAUCAACUGUGAAAUCAACCUCAUGAAGAAAGAGGCGAAGAUGAAUGACUAUUCCAAAGCCGGCGUGGAGGCUCGGCUGAAGGAGAUAGGCAGGCUGGAUCAGUGGCUGCAGACUGCAGUGAGAGAGAGAGACCGUCAGGCUGUGCAGGCAGCGUGUGCUACACAGUGGAGAUUCUGCCUGCCGCUGCUGCAGCACAACCUCAGGAAACACAUCAAGACACCUCUGCUUAGAGUCGUCCAAGCUCUGGAGGACAUGCAGAGUAUGUUGCUGGAGAUGCGCUGUCAAGUCCACUCAGAGCUGGCAGUGAUUGAGGAGGAGGAGGGGCGCCUUGAGGCAUCUUUGGCUCACCUUCAGAAAGCCAUGCUGCUGGAUAAUGGGACGCAACGAGAACGCCUGUCGUCAGCUGUGCACCUCCUACAGCUCAGAGGGACCCUUUACCAAACACCCUCCCGGACCGAGGAUAAAGCCGCCAUGCUUAUGCAGCAGGCUAGGGACAUUCAGGCCCAAGAUAAGACAGACAUUCGCCCAAUCCUGGUCGCUGUGGGUCUCCUUUUGGCCCCUGAUGAUUUCCAGAUGGUGCUGGAUGGAGACAACACCUCCAAAAUUCCCGUAGGCAGUCUUGGAUCUGGACCAGUGGCUCAGCUCGCUGCUAAGGCUCAGCAUCACUCUGCAUCUUUACAGAAGGUGGAUGGACACCUGGCCAGACAAGGCGGUAAAACUGACAACACAGAGAGGAUGAAGUUGUGGGCAACACUGGUGAAGACAGCCAGGAAACAGGAAGUUUGGGAUGUGUGCCGAGCGGCUUGUCGAUUCUGUUUGCUUUAUGAUGAUGGGAGAUGGAAGAUUUCAACGGCUGACAAAUGCAGAUGCUCGGAGGAGGAGAGCUGUGCAGAAUGUCUUCACGACUGCAGUGAAAACCAAACCUGUGUGAGGGAUCUCCUGCGCCUUUUAGCUGAAAUCCGCUUCAUCGAUGCUGAGGCCACCGUCCAAAAGCUGCUGACAGAGGGAGUGCAGCUUAACAGCCCCGCUGUCCCCCCACAGGAGAGAGGGGUUAAUGUUUCUGAGGAGGACCCACACUGGGUUAUUUACAGAGACUGGAUCCAGGCUCUGUCUGCCUACGCCACCUCCAACUUCUUGCGGGCAGCGGAGCUCGGAUCAGAGAUCAGGGAGCCGUGGGUGGUUGCAAAUGCAGCCGUUUACCUGUGGAACUACAGCAGCCACUUACUGGCAGCUGGGGAGUACCUACGGCUACUCCCCCCCUUUGAGAGCCUGGUGGAGAUGCUACAAAAGAUAGAGUGCACCGGGAAUCGAGCCCUGGUCGUGCUGCUGUGUGAUGCCGUGGCCCGAGGGUUGAUCCAGCCUCUCUGUGGACUAGACAGUGUCGAGCCAACCCAGCCAGCAGAUAAGGGCAGAAACAGAGCUGAGAAGGGGAUGGAGAAGGCUUCCACUGUUAAUCUCUUAGACCCUUCUGCGCAGCAGGAUGUUCGCAAGGCAUUAGAGCUGUGUGAAUACGCCCUUCAGAUAUCCAACUGCAGCAUCCCAGGGGAGACCGUCCCCAUCGCAGCAAAGAAACAGGUGCUGGCCACAUGGGUGCAGAUCAAGAGGCUGUUACAGCAGCAGAUUGGAUCAAAGAUUGACAGUAAAGAUGAGUGUGAGAACGAGGAAGUGUCUGCGAUGACGCAUGUGCUGGUCGGAGUGGAGAUGCUCCAGUGCAAUAAGAACCCGAGGCACAUGGAGUUCAGUGUUCCCAGUCUCUCCACUCUGGUGAGCAUGGCGUCAGAAUGCAGCUGGACGGACGCCGUGGUGGAGUUACAGGUGUGGUGCCAGCUGGCUGCCUUCUGCCACAGUGCCAACGACCACAUCUUGGUUUUGUGCUGCACCAAGAGCGCUCUGCAGCUGGAGGAAGCAGCAGCAAAGAGCCUCAACACUGUGCCCUGUGUUUUGUACGACCUGACUGCAGUGAAUGAGAUGCUGAGCAGUGCAGCCUGUUUGAGGGGUUUGAGCUUAGUCCAUGAGUCCAAUGGAAAUCUACACACUUACAGAGAGGCUAUGACGAUGCUUCUGUCCAGUGUCAGCUAUGCAGAAAAGGCUCAGAAUCCAGUAUUGUGUGUCAGAGCUGCCAGACAUUACCUGGACACUUGUCUACCCCUGACAGAGACUCCAGAGGAAAGAAGGCAGCUCCAAGAUCCCCUGGAGAAGAUCCUGAAUGUUCUGGUUGACACCAUCUCCAGACAUUGCAAAUGUAUAGAUUUGUAUUCAAACAACUACAUCACCCAGGUACAUGAAGCCAGUAAUGUUGCAGCCUCUGGUACGACAAACUGUCCACCACUACCAACACUCCUCUAUCACUCCUCUGGCAACUUAAGUAUUAAUCUUUUUCCUCUUCCAUUUCAGAAACGGGGCAAAGUGAAAGGCCCGCUGACCUUGACAGCUCAGCCUCUUGGGAGUUCGAAACACGAAGCAACAGAUGAAGAGGCUCUAAGACUGAUAGCAACCAUUUACUGUUUGUUGCUCCACGUCCACGCUGAUAAAAGAGACUGGAAAAGCGCGCUGCAGCUGCUGGACAAAGCUACCAGAGACAUGCCUCACACCAGACACAGACUACCUCUGCUGAAACAUCGUUUGCUGGUGAAAGUACGACUCGGGGAAAACGUAUUGAUGGACAUGCAGAAGUUUCAAGACGAAGGAGAGCGGUGCUGUUCAUUUAUGUGGCAUCAGGUGGCACUAUGUGCUGAUAAUACAACCCAACAGCUGACCUGCUACCAGAAAUCCAUCACAUCUCUGUUGAGCACAGAGACUCAGUGGCAGAAGGUCAACCUUCUGCUGGAGUUUGCAGAGUGGCUCUACUGUCACAACUUCCCCAAAUCCAACGCCCAGAACCAGGUUCAGUGGGCCAUAGACAUCCUUCUACAUUUAGAACCUGAACAGACAGAGGCAGCAGAGGACGAGUCCAAACAGAGGGUUAUGAGUUCAGUGGAGUGUGAGUCCCCGGUCGGAGUCCAGAGCUCGUUAUUCAUGCAAAAUCUGUCCAGUCUUAAAGAAGUGCGACGCCUCGACUGUUUAGUGCGAGCUCACACUCUGCUCGCUGUCAUGGCGGACAGGACGUCACCUGAGCACCAGCUUAACCUGCUCAGAGCCUACACCUUUGUGCUUCAGAUAUGGCAGGUUUCCAUGGCAGUGGCUCAUGAGAUUUCCAGUGAGAUGGCAAAGAGUCAGCCCCUGCAGCCUCCUCCUUCUGCUGGAUCCAAAAAAGGCAAAGAGAAGGGCAAAGGCAAGAAAGUGAAAGAUACGACCCCUGCAGAAGAAAGACCUAAACCUGUUGUCCUGGAUCAGAUACUUCCCUCCUCCCCGAAGGACUGGGCUCGCUACAUUUGUCCUGAGCAGGCCAGGCAGAUAUUCAGAACCAACACCAACCCCCACUGUAUCAAUACACACAGCAUUACAAAGCAGACUCAAAGCAUAUUUUAUCUCAACCUGCUGGAAAAACAGCUUCACUCACUCUCCCUCGAUCACCUGACCCUGCCCAUAAUGCAUCUAGCUGAAACCAUCGCCCAUGACCUUUUGGACAGGAGGAGCCUCUCCGACCUCUACCGACUAAGGAUCCUGAGGACCUGUUGUCAGCUGGGCCUGGAGACACAUUCACCAUAUCAGGAGAAACUCCUGGAUUUGUGCAGAAUCCAAGAGCAAGAACAGAUGGAGUGCCACAAAGUGAUUACUUUUUCACAGAAAGCAGAGAUGGAUGAAAACGUCGGCUCUGGGCGACAGAGUAUGGAUGUGUGUGCUCAGGACAUUUGGCUGGACAAAGCUGAGGUUUGCCUCAGCAUGAGGCUCUAUCAGCCAACCCGGCAGCUCCUGGCAGAGGCUCACUUAGUGGCUAAAGAACUCGGGGAUCAGAAAGCAAGGGCAAGAAGUUUGCUUGGUCUGGCCACUCUGGCUUGUGAAGAGCAGAACCAUGCCCAAGCUCUGAUCCUGUUGGACAAAGCCCAAGCCCUGGGUGGGAAUGAAGAGUUCUGGUACCAGCUCACCCUGACCAAGGUUAGAGCUGUGGUCAGCCAGAGACAAGGAGACACACAAACUGAGACUGAUCAGAUUAUAAAGCAAAGCUGUGGGGCUCUGAAGCUGCUUCUGGAGCAGCAUGUAAACAGAGUCCCAGAGCUCAGAUUCCUGAUCACAUCAUUAGAGAUGAGAGGUGCUGUGGAAUGUAUACGUGCCAUUGGUGGUGGUGAACCUGGAGAGAGCCUCUGCACCACGGCUGUCCAGAGGCUAAUGUCUGCCUGUGAUACACUCAGAGAGUGUGCCAGUGGUUUCACUAAACUCAGCUACAGAGAACAGGCAGCAGAGGCACAUGCAGAGUGUGCACAUGGUGUGAGAUUAUUAGCCAACCAUACAACUAAUGAAGAGGAGAGACAACGCCUCCUCCUCGAUGGUUUCUCCCAAAUGCAGCAAGCCGUCACAGUGCAGGAACAUAUAGUGCUGAACGCUCAGAGCCUGCUCCCCCCACAGGAGGAGAGUGGAGGAAUGUCUCUGGCAGCUGUGCGGAGGCUGCUGCGCCUGCGACUGGCCCUGGCAGAGUUCAGUCUGGCUGUACUGGAGGAGCACUGUGCUGAGGAGAGACGCCAGGCUCUGGCCCGGGAGAAGAAGACCUCUGCUGAGAUAGCACUGGAGGAGUUUACACGCUGCACUCCUGAGCCCAACUCUAUACAGCAGGAAUGGGUGAGUGUGGGCAGUACUCUGGGGCAGGUGGCUCUGGGCCAGCUGGCUGCGGUCAGCUCUCACUCCUUGGACAACGUGGAGAUUAGAGCUCGCUGUCUGAGUCUGAUGGGAAAGUACCUGAGACUGCUGGCUGUGCAGGAGGACCCCAUCUAUCUGUGCGCUCUCUGGGACAAACACAAGCAUGAGAAUUCAGAGAAAGAGAAAGACAGAGAAUCAAGCAGAAAAGCACUGAGGAUGACCUCUGCUAAAAGUGCUGAGCUGCAGCGGCGCAGGCAUAGAGCCCAGCAGCUGUUGGCUCAGUCCAGUAAAGCCCUCUCUGAAGCCGUCAGCCUGUGUCUCCAACAUCACCUGCCUUUGUCCGUCCUGGCUGAUGCUUCUCUCAACAUGUUGGAGUGUCAUGGCCGGUCUGAACCUGCAGUGGCCGGUCAAUAUCUUGCCCUGUUUCAGAGCUGCUGCACUGUUGCUGUAAUCGCUGAGGUCCUGGGUUCAGCCUGUGCUGACACCAGCGCGUCCCAGCUCUCGGCUUUGCUCAGCCUCCACAGGAACCUGCUCCUCUCUGAGGAGGAGAGGCUCAGCAGCAUGCUGAAGGGAGCGGAGGACUCCCUCAACAGCCUCUCCAAGGCCUUCAGCCAUUUAACCGUCAGUCCCAACCACCUAAACAUCCUCUCUGAGUUCCCACCCAACCUGAAAAUCCUGCUGCUUCAGCACUCUGAAGACGGGUCAGAGCUUUAUGGGGCCUUCUAUGAGACGACCAAAGCUCCAGAAAAUCAAAAAGGAAAAACUACGCAGGUUACAGGUACCCUUACGUGCUCCAGAGUGGCCAAGGUUUCAGUCUGCCCGCAGGCUCUGCUGGCACUGAGGGAGCAGACUCGGGCCUUUGGCCAGGGGACUAGACAUGCCCUCCUCAAGGAAGCCUGUUGGCACGGUGCUGAGGGCAGGCCGGAGUCCUCCGAGGAGCGUCAGGCUGUUCCUCGUAAAACUGCUGCAGAUGAAAAAAUGGCACCGCACUUCUGCAAAAUUGUACGAGAUAUGGAAAACUACCUGAGUCCACUCCUCACACAGUUUGACUUCUCAUGCGUAAGGCUCCAUGCUGCACCAGUUAUUGAGACAACCAAAACCAAAGACAGCGAUGAAAAAGGGAGUUCAGAUAAAUUACCAACAGAGCCGGGGGAGUAUGUGGUGUUGCUGGCAGACAGGAAGUUGUUGGAGUUGCCGCUGGAAUCCUUGUCCAUCCUGCAGGACGAAGGCCUGAGCUCUGUGUCUCGAGACUUUUCUCUCCAGCUUCUCCACAGUCGACUGAACAGAGAAGAACCAGACAAAGUUGAAAGUGACAACAAAAAGGAGACCAAAGGUGGCAAGGGAAAUAAGGCGAAGGGAGAUCAAAGCCAAGCCAUCAAAGUGGUACCUGCCAAUCGUGCGUCGCCUUCACACACCUUCCCAGUCGACACACGAAACUUCAAAUAUAUCGUUGACCCUUACAAUGAAGGCAACUUUGAGGGGACCAGUCUGAGCUCGAGGAUGAGGGAGACUUUGGAGUCUCACAGCAAGCCUGUCACCCAUCUGUGGGAGGGCUUCAUGGGCAGCAGACAAACACCCAGUCUGUCUGAGAUGGAGCAGCUGCUGUGCAGAUGCAGUGGCUUCAUCUACCUGGGGAUGGAGAGUUUCAUGGCAAAUAUUCCACCUGCCAAACUCGCAGCUCUCAGUCUGUCAGAGUGCCGCAUGGCUCUGCUCUUUGAUCGGGUGCAGAACAAUGCCAGCAUUCUGCGCCAAUCAAUCCUUGACAUGCACAAGAGUGCAGGACAGUUUUCCCUGGAGAAACCUCUGGAGACCGCUCUGCUGUUGAGUUUGGGUGGUGUCAGCUGUGUUGUCCUCAACCAGUGGCACAGCAGCCUCCAACAGAACACACACAACAUGGCCACUGUUCUAGACAAUCUACUGAGGCUCAGACAGACGUCUGGUCAGACCAUCCACGCCUUGAGGAAAGGGAACAGUUCAGAGAUACCACAUCACAAAGUUACAGAUCUAGUCCUCACUGAUUCAGAGGAAGACGACGUUCACCACAAAAUGACUCUCACACCAUCUGCCUUCAACUGUAUACUUUAUGGACUCCCUAACUUAAUCUCCAUGUAAUAUACUGUGUAAAUUCAACAUUCCACAUUUAGAUUUCACAGUUGAAGAUGAACACAGUCAGACAUGUCAGCAGGCUUUGCAAAUAUCCCUGUGUGCAAAGAACUAAAGCUGCUGUAGAGUGAGGGAGUUAAACAUUUCAUUAAAGAUGAUUCAUUA
Messenger RNA from Lates calcarifer (barramundi perch), 8276 nucleotides. RefSeq names its product cilia- and flagella-associated protein 46. Gene Ontology annotation, biological process: axoneme assembly; cilium movement involved in cell motility. Lineage: Eukaryota; Metazoa; Chordata; Actinopteri; Centropomidae. Gene Ontology annotation, molecular function: protein binding. The record is from RefSeq and is a predicted model, not a curated record.